Oncorhynchus keta (chum salmon) is the source of this 8082-nucleotide messenger RNA. RefSeq names its product dystrobrevin alpha-like. The record is from RefSeq and is a predicted model, not a curated record. Gene Ontology annotation, molecular function: zinc ion binding. NCBI's taxonomy places the organism in Eukaryota, Metazoa, Chordata, Actinopteri, Salmoniformes, Salmonidae. The coding region runs from base 12 to 1553 and encodes 513 amino acids. The transcript has 16 exons. Gene Ontology annotation, cellular component: plasma membrane; synapse. Gene Ontology annotation, biological process: synaptic signaling.
ACACAAGAGUGAUGGUUGCUGAUAAUGGGCCUCUAAUGAUUGAAGAUCGUGGGAGGAGUGGCGACAUCAUGGCGGAGAGACGACAACUGUUCGCAGAGAUGCGGGCACAAGAGUUGGAUUCCAUAAGAUUGUCCACAUAUAGAACUGCUUGCAAACUCAGAUUCGUUCAGAAGAAAUGCAAUCUCCAUUUGGUGGACAUCUGGAACGUGAUCGAGGCGUUCAGAGAGAACGGCCUGAACACCAUGGACCUCAACACAGAGUUCACUGUGGCUCGCCUGGAAGCAAUACUAUCGACCAUCUUCUACCAGCUCAACAAGCGCAUGCCCACCACACACCAGAUCAAUGUGGAACAGUCCAUCAGUCUGCUACUCAACUUUCUCCUGGCUGCCUAUGACCUGGAAGGCCUCGGGAAAAUGUCUGUCUUUGUUGUGAAGAUGGCCCUAGCAACCAUCUGCGGAGGAAAGAUUUUGGAUAAAUUAAGAUAUAUUUUUUCACAGAUAUCAGACCCUGGUGGCAUAAUGGUGUACUCCCAAUUCGACCAGUUUCUGAGGGAGGUUCUCAAAUUGCCAAUGACUGUUUUUGAGGGGCCUUCCUUUGGCUAUACUGAGCAAUCCACAAGAACCUGCUUUGCACAGCAGAAAAAGGUCUCCCUCAACACAUUCCUGGACACGAUGAUGUCAGAUCCUCCUCCUCAGUGUCUGGUGUGGUUACCACUCAUGCAUCGCUUGGCUAAUGUGGAGAAUGUGUUUCACCCGGUCGAGUGCUCCUACUGCCACAGUGAGAGUAUAAUGGGCUUCCGCUACCGCUGCCAACAAUGUCAUAAUUACCAGCUCUGUCAGGACUGCUUCUGGAGGGGGCAUGCCAGCGGUUCCCAUAGCAACCAGCACCAAAUGAAGGAGUACACGUCAUGGAAAUCGCCUGCUAAGAAGUUAUCUAAUGCUCUCAGCAAAUCACUGAGCUGUGCUACUAGCAGAGAACCUUUACACCCCAUGUUUCCUGACAUGCCAGAAAAACCUCUGAACCUAGCCCACAUUGUGCCUCCCAGACCAAUGAAUAGCACCAAUGACUUCAUGCUCUCCCACUCCAUGCCCACAUCAGGGAACCCUUACUCCACUAAGAAUUUGCUGGAGAGCAGUUCCCACCAGGAGGAAGAGCACAGUCUCAUUGCCCGCUACGCUUCUAGACUGGCCUCUGACGCAGCCGCCGCGCAGCAGCAGCAGAGGGUCCCCAACGACAUCUCUUUCUCUCUGGAUGCCAACAAGCAGCAGAGGCAGCUUAUUGCUGAGCUAGAGAGCAAAAACAGAGAGAUCUUGCAGGAGAUCCAGCGUCUGAGAGUGCAGCACGAGCAGGCCUCACAGCCUCCCACAUGCACGUCCCAACAGAACCCCACUCUGCUGGCCGAGCUACGGCUUCUCAGGCAACGCAAAGAUGAGCUGGAACAGAGGAUGUCUGCUCUGCAGGAGAGUCGCAGGGAACUCAUGGUACAGCUGGAGCAGCUGAUGCUGCUGCUGAAGGAGGAGGAAAGGAAGCAAGCUACCUAUGGAGAUUCAUAACUUCAUGAAUUCCACCCACCCAGCUACCCCCCAUGCUAACAGGACAACACCCCAAUCACAAGAGACCAACAGUCCCGCAAGAAAGCUAUGCAGUAGCAACACAAAGAAUAGAGCACCCUGCCGCAGCCGAGCUAAACCAGACGAGGCAUCUGCUGAACAGAAUCUGCAAACAAAUCCAUGAAUUCCUUCUUUCUUAUUAUCAGAAAUAGAAUAAUUAAAAAUACAACCUAUUAUCAUUGAGUUUUGCAUAAGAUACCCAGGAAAGGGUUAAAGUUACCUCAUAAAUAUAUGUAACCUCAUAAACAAAGUUCACGACAUUAGUAAUUUGCUAAUCUUAGAUAAUAUGAAUAUAUUAGCAAUUUCUGAGACCCUCUUAUAACACACCUUUGAUACAGCAGUAGGAGUACAAGGAUAUAACAUCUAUAGAAAAGACAGGAAUCUCUAUAGGGGGAGCUCAGAGAGGAUCUCAUCACAAGUGAAGUAGAAGUGCUGUGGUUGAAGGUUCACCUGCCUCAUCUGAAGCCUCUUCUUUUAGGGUGCUGCUAUAGGUCACCAAAUGGAAAGUGUCAGUAUCUGGAGAAUGUGUGUGAUGUUAGAUAAGUACCCUGAUGCUAUCAGAGAAAUGUAUUUUAUUGGUGACCUGAACAUUGACUGGUAAUCAUCGAGUUGUCCUCUCAAGAGGAAGCUUCUUACUGUGAGUAAUGACUGUAACAUGACUCAGGUUAUCACUCAACCAACUAGAGUGUUGUCUAAUAGUGGUGGAUCUGUGACAUCCACUUGCAUUGAUUAUAUAUUCACCAAUGCUGCAGAGAUUUGCUCCAAACCAUAGUGACCAUAAUAUUGUGGCAAUAACCAGGAAGGGCCUAAAGUUAUUUAUAAGAGAUCAUACAAAAUGUUUUCUCAGGAGGAACUGCCUAGAAGGCCAGCAUCCCAGAGUCACCUCUUCACUAUUGACAUUGAGACUGGGGUUUUGCGGGUACUUUUUUUUAACCCCCUUUUCCUCCUCAAUUUCAUGGUAUCCAAUUGUUAGUAGCUACUAUCUUGUCUCAUCGCUACUACUCCCGUACGGGCUCGGGAGAGACAAAGGUUGAAAGUCAUGCGUCCUCCAAUACACAACCCAACCAAGCCGCACUGCUUCUUAACACAGCGCGCAUCCAACCCGGAAGCCAGCCGCACCAAUGUGUUGGAGGAAACACUGUGCGCCCGGCCCGCCACAGGAGUCACUGGUGCGCAAUGAGACAAUGAUAUCCCUACCGGCCAAACCCUCCCUAACCCAGACGACGCUAGGCCAAUUGUGUGUCGCCCCACAGGCCUCCCGGUCACGGCUGGUUGCGACAGAGCCUGGGCACAAACCCAGAGUCUCUGGUGGCACAGCUAGCGCUGCAGUACAGCGCCCUUAACCAUUGCGCCACCCGGGAGGCCUUGCCGGUAUUUUUUAAUGAAGCUGCCAGUUGAAGACUUGUGAGGCGUCUGUUUCUCAAUCUAGGCACUCUAAUAUACUUGUCCUCUUGCUCAAUUGUGCACCGGGGCCUCCCACUCAUCUAUUCUAUUCUUAGAGCCAGUUUGCACUGUUCUGUGAAGGUACACAGCAUUGUACGAGAUCUUCAGUUUCUUGUCAAUUUCUCGCAUGGAAGCAUUCAUUUCUAGCCUUCAUUUCUCAGAACAAGAAUAGACUGACGAGGUUCAGAAGAAAGGCCAUUUUGAGCCUGUAAUCGAACUUACAAAUGCUGAUGCUCCAGAUUCUCAACUAGUCUAAAGAAGGCCAGUUUUUCAGCGGUGCUAACAUAAUCGCAAAAGGGUUAUCUCAUGAUCAAUUAUCCUUUUAAAAUUAUAAACUUGGAUUCGCUAACAUAACGUGCCAUUGGAACACAGGAGUGAUGGUUGCUGAUAAUGGGCCUCUGUACACCUAUGUAGAUAUUCCAUAAAAAAAUCAGCAGUUUCCAGCUACAAUAGUCAUUUACAACAUUAACAAUGUCUACACUGUAUGCCUGAUCAAUUUGAUGUUAUUUUAAUUGGCAAAAAAAUGUGCUUUUCUUUCAAAAACAAAGACAUUUCUAUGUGACCCCAUAUUUUUGAACGGUAGUGUAUGUUGGUAUGUUGGUCUGAUGUGUAUAAGGAAGAGAAUCCAGAUAAAACACUUGGAGUAUUUGUGAUAUUAUUCUUGCCAAUUGUUGACAAACAUGCAACUGUUAAGAAACUAACUAAGAACUGUUAGAGCCCUCUGGAAAGAUUGUGAAUUGAAAAUGUUAUGGUUCAAAGAAAGUAUGCAAAAAAGGUGGCAAACAAGUCUGGCUGCUCAGCUGAUUGGUUCAUAUACUGUCAAUUGAGAAAUGUUGUGACUAAAUAUGUACAGUUGAAGUCGGAAGUUUACAUACACCUUAGCCAAAUACAUUUCAACUGAGUUUUUCACAAUUCCUGACAUUUAAUCCUAGGAAGAAUUUCCUGUCUAGGUCAGUCAGGAUCACCACUUUAUUUUAAGAAUGUGAAAUGUCAGAAUAAUAGUAGAGAGAAUGAUUUAUUUCAGUGGGUCAGAAGUUUAUAUACACUCAAUUAGUAUUUGGUAGCAUUGCCUGUAAAUUGUUUAACUUGGGUCAAACGUAGCCUUCCACAAGCUUCCCACAAUAAGUUGGGUGCAUUUUGGCCCAUUCCUCCUGACAGAGCUGGUGUAACUGACUCAGGUUUGUAGGCCUCCUUGCUCGCACAAGCUUGUUCAGUUCUUCCCACAAAUGUUCUAUAGGAUUGAGGUCAGGGCUUUGUGAUGGCAACUCCAAUAACUUGACUUUGUUGUCCUUAAGCCAUUUUGCCACAACUUUGGAAGUAUGCUUGGGGUCAUUUUCCAUUUGGAAGACCCAUUUGCGGCCAAGCUUUAACUUCCUGACUGAUGUCUUGAGAUGUUGCUUCAAUAUAUCCACGUAAUUUUCCUACCUCAUGAUGCCAUCUAUUUUGUGAAGUGCACCAGUCCAUCCUGCAGCAAAGCACCCCCACAACAUGAUGCUGCCACCCCGGUACUUCACGGUUGGGAUGGUGUUCUUCGGCUUGCAAGCCUCCCCCUUUUUCUUCCAAACAUAUUGAUGGUCAUUAUGGCCAAAUAGUUAUAUUUUUGUUUCAUCAGACCAGAGGAUAUUUCUCCAAAAAGUACAAUUUUUGUCCCCAUGUGCAGUUGCAAACCAUAGUGUGGCUUUUUUAUGGCGGUUUUGGAGCAGUGGCUUCUUCCUUGCUGAGCGGCCUUUCAGGUUAUGACGAUAUAUGACUCAUUUUACUGUAGAUAUAGAUACUUCUGUACCUGUUUCCUCCAGCAUCUUCACAAGGUCCUUUGCUGUUGUUUCUUGGAUUGAUUUGCACUUUUCGCACCAAAGUACGUUCAUUUCUAGGUGACAGAACACGUCUCCUUCCUGAGCGGUAUGACGGCUGCGUGGUCCCACGGUGUUUAUACUUGCAUACUAUUGUUUGUACAGAUGAACGUGGUACCUUCUGCCGUUUUGUAAUUGCUCCCAAGGAUGAAUCAGACUUGUGGAGGUCUACCAUUUUUUUCUGAGGUCUUGGCUGAUUUCUUUUGAUUUUCCCAUGAUGUCAAGCAAAGAUGCACUGAGUUUGAAGGUAGGCCUUGAAAUAACUGCACAGGUUCACCUCCAAUUGACUCAAAUUAUGUCAAUUAGCCUAACAGAAGCUUCUAGAGCCAUGAUAUAAUAUUCUGGAAUUUUCCAAGCUGUUUAAAGGCACAGUCAACGUAGUGUAUGUAAGCUUCUGACCCACUGGAAUUGUGAUACAGUGAAUUAUAAGUGAAAUAAUCUGUCUGUAAACAAUUGUUAGAAAAAUGACUUGUGUCAUGCACAAUGUAGGUGUCCUAACAUACUUGCCAAAACUAUAGUUUGUUAACAAGACAUUUGUGGAGUGGUUAAAAAUGGAGUUUUAAUGACUCCAACCUAAGUGUAUGUAAACUUCCGACUUCAACUGUAUACACAGUACAAGUCAAAAGUUUGGUCAUGGACCUCCCGAGUUGCACAGUGGUCUGGUUCGAGUCCAGGCUCUGUCGCAGCCGGCCGUGACCUGGAAACCCAUGGGACGGCGCCCAAUUGGCCCAGCAUCGUCCUGGUUCGGGGAGGGUUUGGCCAGCAGGGAUGUUCUUGUCCCAUCGCGCACUAGCGACUCCUGUGGUGGGCUGUGUGCAAUGCAUUCUGACAUGUUCGGUCGCCAGGUGUACGAUGUAUACACCGACACAUUGGUGCGGCUGGCUUCCGGUUAAGCGAGCAGUGUGUCAAGAAGCAGUGCAGCUUGGCUGGGUUGUGUUUCAGACGACGCAAGUCCUUGAGGGAGUUGCAGCCAUGGGACAAGAUUGUAACUACCACGAAAUUGGGGAGGAAAGGGGUAAAAAAAAUGGACACACCUACUCAUUCAAGUUAUUCUACGUUGUAGAGUAAUAGUAUUUUCUACGUUGUAGAGUAAUAGUGAAGACAUGAAAACUAUGAAAUGAGGGUUAGGGUUAAACACCAAAAAGUGUUAAACAAAUCUAAAUAUAUUUUAGAUUCUAUAUAUUUAGCUGCCUUGAUGGCAGCUUUGCACAAUCUUGGCAUUCUCUCAACCAGCUUCAUGAGGUAGUCACCAGGAAUGCAUUUCAAUUAGCAAAUGUGCCUUGUUAAAAGUUUAUUUGUUAACACUUAAUGUGUUUGAGCCAAUCAGUUGUGUUGUGACAAGGUAGGGGUGGUAUACAGAAGAUAGCCCUAUUUUGUAAAGGACCAAGGCCACAAGAACAGCUCAAAUAAGCAAAAGGAAACGACAGCCAGUCAUUACUUUAAGACAUGAAGGUCAAUCAUUGCGGAACAUUUCAACAACUUUGAAAGUGCAAAAACCAAUGCAAAAACCAAUGCAGCGCUAUGAUGAAACUGGCCCUCAUGAUGACCGCCACAGGAAAGGAAGACCUAGAGUUACCUCUGCUGCAGAUGAUAAGUUCAUUAGAGUUACCAGCCUUAGAAAUUGUAGGCCAAAUAAAUGCUUCACAGAGUUCAAGUAACAGACACAACUUAACAUCAACUGUUCAGAGGAGACUGUGUGAAUUAGACCUUCAUGGUUGAAUUGCUGCAAAGAAACCACUACUAAAGAACACCAAUAAGAAGAAGAGACUAGCUUGGGCCAAGAAACACGAGCAAUGGACAUUAGACCGGUGGAAAUCUGUCCUUUGGUCUGAUGAGUCCAAAUGUUCGAUUUUUGGUUCCAACCGCCGUGUCUUUGUGAGACGCAGAGUAGGUGAAUGGAUGAUCUCCGCAUGUGUGGUUCCCACCAUGAAGCAUGGAGCAGAAGGUGUGGGGGUGCUUUGCUGGUGAGAUUUUAUGUAAUUUAUUUAGAAUUCAACGCACAUUUAACCAGCAUGGCUACCACAGCAUUCUGAAGCAAUAUGCCAUCCCAUCCCAGCAUUCCAGGUGAAGCUGGUUGAGAGAAUGUCAAGAGUGUGCAAAGCUGUCAUCAAGGCAAAGGGUGGCUACUUUGAAGAAUCUAAAAUCUAAUUUGUUUGACAUUUUUUUGGUUACUACAUGAAUCGAUAUGUGUAAUUUCAUAGUUUUUAUUUAUUCACUAUCAUUCUACAAUGUAGAAAAUAGUAAAGAAUAAAGAAAAACACUUACAUUUGUAGCUGUGUUCAAACUUUUGACUGGUAUUGUAUAUUUUACCAAAACAAAAUAAAUUAUAAAAAUAAUGACAUUAUGGGCAGAAAACCCAAAUAAUCGUUCAUUGAAGCUGAUGGGUCAUUUAUCACAAAACCUUUUUAUAUAGACAAUCAUUUCAAUUACUAUUUCACCGGUAAAGUGGACAAACUGAGAAGUGAAAUGACAAUAUUGAACAUUGAACCAUCAUAUUUGUGUAUUGAUGAUCUAAUAAUGAAAGAGAAUGAUUGCUGUUUUGAAUUUGGUCAAUUUUGUGCAAAAGAGGUGGAAAAACAGUUGUUAUCCAUCAAUAAUGAUAAGCCACCAGGUAUAAAUAACCUAAAUGGUGAAAUAUUAAGAAUGGUAGCAGACUGGAUUACCACCCCUUUUGCCAAAGCCUAAAGGAGUGUGUGCCCACAGGCAUGGAAGGAAGCUAGAGUAAUUUCACUGCCUAAAAAUAAUAAAGUUCCCUUUGCUGUCUCUUACAGCCGCCCAAUCAGUUUGCUGCCUGUUCUUAGUAAACAGAUGGAGAGAAUUGUGUUUGAACAAAUACAGUGCUAUUUUUUUUGUUAAGUUAACUACUGACUUUCAACAUGCAUAUAAGGAAGUGCACUCAACUUGUACUGCACUGCACUAACUCUGAUAAUAAGAUUAUAGUUGGAGCUGUAGUGUAAAAUUUCAGUGCAGCCUUUGAUGUUAUUGAUCAUAAUUCGUUAUUGAAAAAGUUCACUUGUUAUGGCUUUACUUCACCUGCCAUCACAUGGUUGGAGAGUUACUUAUCCAACAGAACUCUGAGAGUAUUCUUCAAUGGAAGCUUCUCGAACUUCAGAUAUGUACAGUGUGGUAUCCCUCAGGGCAGUUCCCUUGGGCCGUUACUCUACUCUAUUUUUUACAAA